Messenger RNA from Sinocyclocheilus anshuiensis, 1399 nucleotides. RefSeq names its product catechol O-methyltransferase-like. The coding region runs from base 301 to 1095 and encodes 264 amino acids. Gene Ontology annotation, biological process: developmental process; catecholamine catabolic process; dopamine metabolic process. Gene Ontology annotation, molecular function: catechol O-methyltransferase activity; magnesium ion binding. The record is from RefSeq and is a predicted model, not a curated record. Lineage: Eukaryota; Metazoa; Chordata; Actinopteri; Cypriniformes; Cyprinidae. The transcript is spliced from 6 exons.
UUUAUGAGUGGAAGCCUGUAUGUUACGCACAUAUGUGUGCUUGCAACUCUCUCGCUCUCUCUCUUUCUAGCGUGACCCAUGGUUGUACAUCACUUUCAACACAUAUCAAGGCAGCCCAGCAGAACAGGUUAGAAAGAGCAAACAGAAGAGGGAGGGGAGAGAGAUAGAGGUAGAGAGAGAGAGAGAGAGAGAGGCCAGCGAGAAAGACUUUGUCAGAGAAAGGCAUAAAGACAUCGGAGUAAAAGAGAAAGGGAAGCUCGUCUCUGCGUGUGUGUUUGUGAAGACAGCUACAAAAGGAAGAUGCUGUGGAGUUUGUUGGCAGUGCCGGUGGUUUCAGCAGCUGUCCUGUACGUCCUCUAUCACUGGCUCAUCCCUACAGCUGUGCAGAGCAGCGGCUGGCUGGCACUCCUCUGGCACGAUGUCAUCCUUGAGCGGGUCCUUAACAUCAUGACGGGAUCAUCGCGACCUCAGCGCAUGCUGAAAGCCGUUCAGAAGAAUGCUACGAAAGGAGACCCUCAGAGCGUCAUCUCAGCCAUCGACUAUUACUGCCGCCACAAAGAAUGGGCCAUGAACGUGGGUGAUGAUAAAGGGCUCAUACUGGAUUCAGUGUUGACGGAGGUAAACCCCAGCACAGCUCUGGAGCUCGGCACGUACUGCGGCUACUCCACCGUUCGGAUCGCUCGACUGCUGUCCCCUGGCUCCAAACUCAUUACAGUUGAAUUCAACCCAGCCUUUGCUGAAGUUGCUCAUCAGAUCAUCGCCUACGCCGGCCUUCAGGAUAAGGUUACUCUAGUGGAGGGACCCUCUGGUGAUUUAAUCCCCAAAAUGAAGGAACAAUUUGGAAUAAAAUACUUUGAUUUUGUGUUUUUGGACCACUGGAAAGAUCGUUAUGUACCAGAUACUAAACUUCUUGAGGACUGUGGUCUACUGAAAAAAGGCACUGUCCUGUUAGCCGACAAUGUCAUUUGUCCUGGAGCCCCGGAAUAUUUGAAAUAUGUGAGGAACAGCCCACGCUAUGAAAGCCGAUACUACAAGUCCAACCUGGAGUACACCAAAGUAGAAGAUGGCCUGGAGAAAUCUGUCUUCUUAGGAUGAGAAAGAAUGAAUGAAUAGUUCUGUAAAACAGGGACGGCACAAGGGAAAAAGAACAAGCCAGUUCCUCUAAAAUACCCAGUCUUGUGAUGCCAUGUCUACUUAGAACAGACAAACGGAUGUUUUUGUCCUUAACAAAACCCACUUGCAACAACGCAAUGCUGUGAAAUCUCCUUAUACGCCAUUUCUGCUGAGCUAUGGUUUAAGAUAUUUUAUAACACAACCUGCUGAUGUCUUGUACAUUUUUUUCAGGAGAGUGAUUGUACUAUUGGAUAAAGCUAUGAAAUUCAUGUUGUUUUUCCUAAUC